UCUUAAUAAGCUUGCGCCGAAUCGCGCUAAUCUUGAGCAAACUGCACAGCCUGAAGUGCCUCGCUUUAGAAGGGGAAACUCGGGGGCCUGAAUUUUGAAGAUUAGUUUUUCUCUUCGUUAGAUAUAUUUGUGUCUUUUGAUAGCAGUCACAUCCACUUUAAGAAUGACUUCAACCCUCAGGAGAGUGUACCACAUCUCGGCCUUCAGCUGGUAUGCUUUUAUCGUCAGAUAUAUGGCAGCAAAGGAUGGAGAGGAGCUGCCGGCAGGAAUCUUUGUGUAUGGCGGUCCGUGGAAGUAUCUUACCUUCUUGAACCUGCUACUGCAAAUGACUUUCUUCGGACUGGCAGCUGUGAACGACGUUCAGCCGGAGAAAAACACAGCAAGCACCCUGAGCAGAUGUAAAGACUUCCUGUUCUCUGUCUUUGCUUUUCCUGUAGGCAUGUUUGUGGUUGUACUUUUCUGGAUGAUUUUUGCCUAUGACAGAGAACUAGUCUACCCAGCUACCAUUGACACCUUUUUCCCACCUUGGAUAAACCACGCUAUGCACACAUGUGUCCUUCCCGUUUUACUGGGCGAAGUGCUGGUGCAGCCUCACGCCUACCCACGGACCAAACACGCGCUGGCAGCUUUGGGCGUUGUGGGCUUGGCUUAUCUGUCUUGGAUUAUAUGGGUGUAUUUGUCCGUGGGGGUUUGGGUGUAUCCCCUUCUUGGGCUCUUCAGCACUACUGGGCUGGUUCUUUUCUUCUUCUUUAACAUGUCUGUGGUGACCUUGCUCUACCUGCUCGGGGACAAGCUCAACAGCCACGUCUGGGGUAAGAUGCACUGACUUAAUCACAAAGAAUCCCAAGUUUCCUUUCUUCAAUCCAUUCUGUUGCCGUACUGUUCAUUAUUUUUUGGUUUCUUCCGCUCCAGGAAAGGAAAAAGCAAAAUAAUGACCCAUUCAUUCAUGCCAACUGCCACUUUCUCCACUGAAACUCCAUCAGCAACACUCUGAGACGUACACCUACAGUGUGAAACCAUAUUUAAACAUUAUUUAAAGCUAGAAUUUGAUACUGCGUAAUGUAACAUGAACAUGGAAGCAGCGCAAUAAAGCACGUUCAACUACAGCACAUCGGUUUCUUCUCUUUAACUUGAUAUGAUUCUGGUUUCAAAAACAUUUUCUUAUUGAACGCCAAAAAGUCAGUAGCUGUGCAAGCGAAGACAAUGCAUUAAGGAUCCAGUUGAACAGGAAAAUGGAAAGGGGGUAUGUUUUUCCAAGGACUGUGGAACUUCUGGAGGAGCUGCAAAAAGAACCUUUAGUCCAAAACACCAAAGUAAAAAGUGGAAUGGGUUAGAUUUGAUUAUAAAUCUUUGUACAUCUCCAGGAAAACUUUGGCAUUUACAUCCAUUUGUCGCUUCUUCUUCUUUCUUUUCUUUUUCUCUCCAAAAAGAAAAUCAGCUUCCUGUCAAGUCUCGGUAGCCUUUCAGGUGCUGGAGGUAGUUUGGAUCGGCAUCCACAAGUCCAACAGAGAGAAUCUUUGUCAGUAAAUGCAGAUCAUCGCCACUCAGAUCCUUCUGCUUGCUUCCAGAAGACUCAGAAGCUUGAGCUUUUUGGUUUUUCUUUUCCUGUUUUAGUCCUUUGGAAAACCAAAAUAUGAUGAAAAUCAACCCGGCGACAGUCCCGAACAAAUGCAACAUGUUCGCUUCUCUUGUUUCUGUCCUGCUUGUGCUCUGUGUCGUCCCUUCGAGCGAACUAUAUAACUAUACAUCAGGUUCCAGUGCGUGGGUCACAAUACUGAAAACUCCCCAGAGAAACCAGCUCAACAGGACA
Molecule: messenger RNA, 1810 nt
Organism: Menidia menidia (Atlantic silverside)
Lineage: Eukaryota; Metazoa; Chordata; Actinopteri; Atheriniformes; Atherinopsidae
Source: the annotation of a GenBank genome assembly